Molecule: messenger RNA, 4532 nt
Organism: Coregonus sp. 'balchen'
Lineage: Eukaryota; Metazoa; Chordata; Actinopteri; Salmoniformes; Salmonidae
Source: the annotation of a GenBank genome assembly
AUGCCAUGGUAAGCAAGGUAGGAAUUAGGGGGGGGGGGACAUUGCCAGCAGUAUGUCUCAUGACAUUGCCAGCAGUAAGAUUUGAGUUCGAUUUCCAAAAAGACAAGGAAUGUAGCUUUCGAAUAAUGUCACUUUUCCCCCAAACUCACCGGAAACAACCACUGAGUUUAACAGGUUAAUGUGAGGUUCAGAAAUAGUUGUGUAACAUUACUCACAUUUUUAUGGAGGGCAGGUGCUAGCAUCGACCUUACACAACCAGGUCAGAAGGAACAGAGUUGCCCCACUGGACUUAAUUGGCCAUUCUGAUCCUCAGCUGGUCAAUUUCCUUAUGUGACACCUCCCCUCCCACCCCCAAGAGACAGACCAUGUGUCUCAAGUCCCAGGCCAGAGGUCAGAUAAACUAACUAGCCUAAAUUUGUAAGGGACUUGGCAACAUCAUAUAAGAUAGCAGUCAAUGAAAUGGUGCAAAACAAUAAAGUCUCCAACUCACCGUUAGUUUUUAUUUUGUUGUCUGCCAGUUUCAGGCUCUCUGAUCUUCACACUCUCUGUGUCUGCAGGAUGAACAGCAGUGGUCAGUCAUACCCGUUGUCCUCCCUGUACGUAGGGGACCUGCACCCUGACGUCACAGAGUCCAUACUCUACCAGAAGUUCUCUCCUGCUGGGCCCAUCAUGUCCAUCCGCGUCUGCCGUGAUGUCAUCACUCGCAGGUCCCCUAGGAUACGCCUACAUCAACUUCCAGCAGCCCGCUGAUGGUAACAUUUUUACUACGUAUCAAUCAUGGACAAAUAGACAUAAGCUGAUGGUAACUCACACCAUAUGAGAGCUUUGUCUCUCUUAAUUAGAGCCACUCCAAAUGUCAACUACAUUGAAGUAGACUUUGCUAUUUGCUUUGAUCAACUGGAUGGCAAGAUUAAUCCUGCUAAUUGAUUAAUAUUCCAAUGAUUAAACCAAUUAAAUAUUAUAUAAAUUUAUUCAUGGACAUGUGUAUGAUGAGCAGAUGUCUGAUGUAGUGUAUGUCUUUAGUCUUUUUCAGCGGAAUGUGUUCUGGAUACGAUAAACUAUGAGGUCCUCAAGGGUCGACCAAUCAGAAUAAUGUGGUCUCAGCGCGACCCAGGGCUACGGAAGUCUGGAGCUGGAAACAUUUUUAUCAAGAACAUGGACGAGUCCAUUGACAACAAUGCCCUGUAUGACACAUUCUCAGCCUUCAGGAAUAUUCUGUCUUGUAAGGUAGACAUUAGACAUUCUAUUCUUGUCUGAGUGUCAGGGCAUCAUUUUUCUGCACCAACAUGAACUUUUCAAUUUCAGGUUGUGUGUGAUGAGAAUGGCUCCAAAGGCUACGGCUUUGUUCACUUUGACACUCAAGAGGCAGCCAAUCGAGCCAUUGAUACCAUGAAUGGAAUGCUGUUGAAUGACCGGAAGUGUGAGUGAACAAAUUCCUACCAAGAGCUAUUUAUUCUAUCCAUAUGGUAUUUGUAUUUUAUUUAAUUUUUUACAUUUCUUUCAACCAGUCUAUAAACCACCUGGAAUUGAAUGAGAUGUAAGUGGGGAAAGUGCAAAGAAAAUCUGUAAUGGUUUGGGAGGAGGAGGGAAUAUUGAUUUGUUCAACGUUUAUUCAGACCGUGAUAAACGUUUUAGCAGAUAAUAUUUUCAUGUUCUUUGCUCAGGCUAGAGACAUGUAGUGACUCUGGCAAUGCACACCCAAAGGCCCAUUUCCUGGGGGAAAAAUGUCAGUUGUCCACGAUUAGGUGAGGGGAAAUAGUAGACAGUUGUUCCUGUCCUUUUUUUUUAUUUGAAUAAGGUUUGGUCUGAUGGCCAAGUUGAGACUUGCAGGACUUUCUAAAUCAAGCAUUGAAAACAUGCUUAUGCUGAAUGAUAAUCAACUGCCUGUCAAGAAUGUGUAAAAUCAAAGGUUGAUAUCAGAAUCAAUGUAAGUCUCCACACUUAAAACUACUCCACAUCCCAGCAUAUGAGUUUGUUCUUUUGUAUAUAUACAUCAUCCUCUGUUUUCUAUUAAAGGAUUUCUUUUUCUAUAUUUCUAUCUCUCAACUGUCCCUGGUGAUGGGUGUGGUGUUCAGUUUUGUUGGCCACUUUAAGUCCCGAAAGGAGCGACAGGCUGAGUUUGGGGCCAAAGCCAUGAAGUUCACAAACGUGUACAUCAAGAACUUUGGCGAAGACUAUAGCGAUGACAAACUCAAGGAUGUCUUCUCAGCAUUUGGUAAGAACAUCCUGAAAGUAGGACAUAUGACUAGACUAGCUUUGACAUGACUUAAUAUCCCUUUCUUUGGGCACUAGUAUAAAGUGCUGGUUGAUGUUGUAUUUUAUUGAAAUGAACAUUCUGGAACAUCCAUGUAAUCAGAUGUAGGGGGUGAAUUGGCAUGAAAGCUUAUAAUAUAUAGGCUCCUUGUCUUUUCUUGGUCUCCCAGGCAGGUCCCUCAGUGUGCGGUUGAUGAUGGACGAAAGGGUCUCGUGGAUUUGGCUUUGUAAACUAUGGAAACCACGAGGAUGCACAAAGGGUUUGUAUAUGGGUUUUAUGGGACUACUCUGAAGUUGCUCCCUUAUGUGUCAUCUCCUCAUCAACCAUUAUAAUGUGAAAAUUGGGAACAUGACAUUUAAAAUUGGGCUUUUUUAGUUGACCUUGACUGCUUUUAGGCAGUUGAGCAGAUGAAUGGGAAAAAACUCAAUCCUGGUCGAGUUCUGUAUGUGGGACAUGCUCAGAAGAGGAUCGAGCGACAGGGGAAGCUGAAACGCAAGUUUGAGCUGAUGAAACAAGAACGCAUCCACCGCUAUCAGGUACUGUGGGGAAGUGCGCACACCUGUGGUAUGAAGAAAAAUGGCUUUAACGUAAGUUAAUUGGAAGAAGUGUCUUGUGUUGAUUCAGGGGGUCAAUUUGUACGUCAAGAACUUGGAUGAUGGGUUAGACGACGAGAAACUCAGGAAGGAGUUUGCACCUUACGGCACCAUCACCAGUGCCAAGGUGGUAAUACCCAACUUUUUCAUGAGUAGUCACAUCUGCUAUCCAAUGAUGUAUCACAAAGGAUCUGUGUACUAUCUCUGUACCUCGUAACUUCUUGAUCUUCCCUAACUCUUGCCUUCACUCAGGUGAUGACGGACGGGGUCCACAGCAAGGGCUUUGGCUUUGUCUGUUUCUCAUCGCCCGAGGAAGCCACCAAAGCGGUGACUGAGAUGAACGGCCGCAUCGUGGUCACCAAACCGCUGUACGUGGCUAUAGCCCAGCGCAAGGAGGAACGUAAUGCCAUCCUCACCCCAACAAGUACAUGCAGAGGCUGGGCACCGUCGGGACCAGACCACAGGGUGAGUUGGAGGCAGCGCUCACAUAGAAAGCUUUUUAGAUGAGAUACUGGAGCUAAAGGCAAAGAAUUAGAAUUAAACGACUAAAGCGUUACUGCAACUCUAACAUGUUUAUUUGUUACACUAAUGUGUUUGUUUGUGAUGCCCUAUUGACAUGGCAUGUGUUGUUUUGCUAUCAGCCCCCUACUCAGGCCAGUUUGUUAGGUCUGCUGUUCCCCGACAAGCCUCCACCACCGUCAGAAAGGCCUCCACCCAGGGUCCACUCAUCAACUACACACAGAGGAUGGGUAUGGGCUACAUCCAAAAGCUUACUCAAAACACUUACUUACUAAACCAGUGUGUGCAAAAACCAAAUAGUAACCAAGCGACACCCACCUCUCCAGCUAACAUUGGCACACAGACAGCAGGAGGUCGUGCAGGCAUGUCUGGUGAUAUGGUCUGAGGCAUCCAGUAUAAGCACUCCUCAGGGGUGCAGGACAUUUCUAAGUUGCAUCCUUUCCCCAAUGAAAUACAAUGUAAAAUAACUGCAGAAUUGAAUAUGUAUUUGUGUAGUUUAUUGUUUUGACACAGAACAUAAUGAUGCAUACAUUGUGGUGACUGAUUGCUGGUAUUUUACAUCUGCCUUUAAGAGUUACAUCCCAGUGGUAAUUUGUAUUGCAUUGUGUUUAAUAUUUCCUGUUGUAAGGUUGUUACCCAGAUGAUGGCGCUAGCGGUGCACGUCAGUGGCCAGGAACCCCUCACUGCCUCCAUGCUGGCUACAGCCCCUCUCAUGGAGCAGAAAAAGCUGCUGGGUUGUGACUGGAAUGGUAUUGGUGAGUGUUCAUUAAUUGUGAUGGCAGUCUCUCAAUCUAAUCUCAUUCUCUCUUUCCCUUGGUUUGCAGGUGAGCGACUGUACCCGCCGAUCCAGGGCCUUCACCCCAACCUGGCUGGUAAAAUCACUGGGAUGCUGCUGGAGAUUGACAACUCUGAGCUGCUGCACAUGCCGGAGUCACCAGAGUCCCUUCGCUCUAAGGUAUGACAUGCUUCCACUCUGUCCUUUCAGGUCAGCGAAGAGGAAGAAAUUCUAAAUGCAUAAAGGAGGCCACUUAUGAGCCCUGGGAGUUCCUUGGUGGUGGGUUAUCAUGGUUGUUAUUGUGCUCUCUCUUCACUGUUCUCUCCAGGUGAAGGAGGUGGUGGCUGUGCUGCAAGCCCACCAGGCUAAGGAAAACUCUCCUAAGAAGUAA